Messenger RNA from Periconia digitata, 1974 nucleotides. The record is from the annotation of a GenBank genome assembly. NCBI's taxonomy places the organism in Eukaryota, Fungi, Ascomycota, Dothideomycetes, Pleosporales, Periconiaceae.
CUAUUCGAGUGGGAUGAAUGUGCUUCGAAAGCUGCUGCGCUCCACUUCUCACACUUCACUAGCGCCAUGCCUUUUGUACACAUCGACCUGGUAAACAGCAAAAAAGAGAUUCGCAUUCUUACGCUCAUCUCAUCACACCCUCUAACUGGCCGACUGGAUGUUGUUCCUCUGGAUACAGAUCAACUAGAUUGCGUUGCACUGUCCUACACCUGGAACGACCCCAUAAAUGGAUGCCAAACGAAUGCAUUAGAGGUCGCGUACACUGAUCGCAUUGAGCUGGAUGGACAACCAUUGAAUAUAAAGCACAACUUGUGCUGUGCUCUUGAACAUCUGAUCGAGCGCAAUUUCGUACGGGUCUGGGCGGAUGCCAUAUGCAUCAAUCAGACAAACUCCGACGAGCGAAACAACCAAGUAGCAUUGAUGGGAAGCAUAUAUACCAAAGCAUCCAAAGUCAUAGUUUGGCUUGGAAGACGUUCAGCGAAUAGUGACUUGGCUAUGGAUCAUUUAAUGUCCUUGGCUAGAGUGAGCAAAGAAGAAAAUCAAUCUGCGGCCAUCUUAACAUUCGCGAACGCCAACUGUUUCGACGCCUGGCAAGCAUUACUCGACCUCCUGCAUCGAAAUUGGUGGAAACGGGCUUGGGUAAUCCAGGAAUUUGUGCUAGCGAAAACGAUAGAAAUCGCAUGCGGCGACCGCAUCCUCUUCGAAGAGCAACUCCUGCAGGCGCAGGAGAUUCUGGCAAAAUAUUGGUUUCUGUUGUUCCCUACAGAUGUCGUCCGGAGGACCGGGAUGACAAGUCGUGACCUGGAACGUAUGCUGAUAUUAGUGAGGAUCCGAACAUUUUGGCGCAGCGGGGGAGUGCCAGACAUUCUGGCUAUACUUCGCAUUACCAGGGAAUCAGUCGGUACAGAUUAUCGUGACCUACUGUUCGCGAAAUACGGGCUGAUGGACGAACACGCGAGAGCUUUGUUUGCUCCGGACUAUACGACUUCUUUUCAAACUGUCUUCAAGGAUUUCGCGCACUCUUACAUCCGACUUCGUUGUGACCUCUCGAUUUUGAGUUUUGCUGGCAUUUCGGAAUUUCAAAGACAAGAAAGGCUACCUUCCUGGGUGCCUCACUGGGGCCCGCAUAAGCCCGCAUAUCCUCUGCUUUGCUCCUGGGAAAACAACGAAGCGGAGUGGCCAGCGUAUAAAGCAGCUGGAUCGACUCUUCCUUCCGUGCAAGUGCUUUUAGAUGGCAAUGUUCUGCGUGCGGUAGGAUUUCUAGUGGAUUCAGUGGAUGGCAUGCAAUUUGAUCCGUGGUGCAUUCCUGGAAGCGGCGGUAUCCCAGAAGGUCGACAGUCGACGAGUACCAGAGCGGCAUUUUGUUCUUCGGCAGAGACCUUUGAGGCAUUGUAUCGCACACUCGUUGCAGACACCUGUCGUCGAGAACCUCCAUUGAAACCGUGUCAAGCUCUGCCUGAAUUCGGGCCACUUCUGGCUAAAGCUUUACAUGAUGCAGAGUUCAAUUUGAUGGAAUGGGAAGAGAGUUCAGAUCUACCAAUAUCAACACUUCAGGGUGCAUCCAAUAUCGAGAAAAGAUGGCAUGGUAUGCGACACCUCAAGGUCGGAGGAGUUUCACUCAGGGACAUUCUAAAGAACUCAUAUCAAUCAUACCUCGAUAGUCGAAAGAUUACAGAGCGGCGUUGUUCGGAGCUCCACUACUGGCAUGAGUUUGAACAUUCUCUUGGGCAAGCCAUGUACCACCGCAGAGUCUUUACGACAACACGUGGCCAUAUAGGCAUAGGUACGCGUAUAUUGAAGCCCAAAGAUCAAAUUAUUAUACUGAAAGGCUGCCCGAUACCAUUGAUAGUACGGCCUGUACCAUAUAGUGAGCUACAUGAGGUAGUUGGGGAAUGUUACAUACAUGGGAUUAUGUAUGAAGAGUGUGUCCAGCAACUAGACGAGUACGAUCCUGUUUCAUUUAGCUUUGUUUAA